Messenger RNA from Delphinapterus leucas (beluga whale), 3033 nucleotides. RefSeq names its product receptor accessory protein 5 (gene REEP5). The record is from RefSeq and is a predicted model, not a curated record. NCBI's taxonomy places the organism in Eukaryota, Metazoa, Chordata, Mammalia, Artiodactyla, Monodontidae.
UCGGGAAUCGUCCGCCUCCAGCCCCGCUCGGCGCCGCCCCAGUCACCUCGCUCUGCGGCCACCCGGCACCAGGAGCAGUCCCAGGCGGCGGCGCGACGGUCCCCGCCAUGUCUGCAGCCAUGAGGCAGAGGUUCGACCAGUUCCUUCACCAGAAGAACUGCAUGACUGACAUCUUGGCCAAGCUCGAGGCCAAGACCGGCGUGAACCGGAGCUACAUGGCCCUCGGUGUCAUCGGGCUGGUGGCUUUGUACCUGGUGUUCGGUUAUGGAGCCUCUCUCCUCUGCAACCUGAUAGGAUUUGGUUACCCAGCCUACGUCUCAAUUAAAGCGAUAGAGAGUCCAAACAAAGAAGAUGAUACCCAGUGGCUGACCUACUGGGUAGUGUAUGGUGUGUUCAGCAUUGCCGAAUUCUUCUCUGACCUCUUCCUGUCAUGGUUCCCCUUCUACUACAUGCUGAAGUGUGGCUUCCUGUUGUGGUGCAUGGCUCCCAGCCCGGCCAACGGAGCGGACCUGCUCUACGCGCGCAUCAUCCGUCCUUUCUUCCUGAAGCACGAGUCGCAGGUAGACAACAUGGUGAAUGACUUGAAGGACAAAGCCAAAGAGACUGCAGAUGCCAUCUCUAAAGAAGCCAAGAAAGCUGCUGUGAAUUUACUGGGUGAGGAAAAGAAGAGCACCUAAUUCACUGACUGGAUGAAACCUUUCUGCCCUCUCUGCACCUUCCUUUUAGAGCUUGAUGUUAUAUUAGGAACUGUGGUAUAAUCAUUUUAAUAAUGUUGCCUUGGAAACAUUUUUGAUAUAUUAAAAAAGAGGAAUGUGUAAGUUUUUUUGCUUACUUUUACUGUCUAUAUACACAGGGAACAUUUAAAUUUAAUGCAAUGGGCAGUGUCCAAGUUUUUGGAAAGUACAGUUUGCCUCUGGGUAGGAAAAGACACAUGUCACCAUCCUGCAGGAAAUAUAAACUUAAAAUUAUAUAUCCUACAGGCUUUGUACUUCAGUGGGCUGUCUCUGCAUGCAUUUUCUCUGUACUUUUAGGAUACUCUAUAACGGUCUACUUCAUGUAAUGUACAAUUUUGUAUUAAAUGUUUUUAAUGUAUUUGUGCAUACACACGCAUAGGGAAAUGUUACUGUCUGUGCAUAAUGCUCAUGGGGAGCUCCUGCCAAAGGCUGAAGGUUCCACUGUGCUGGUGUGAUCUGAAUAAUACUUUAGAAAAUUAAUACACAUGAGUAAUGUUUCGAGUGAACAGUUAAGUGAUAAAUGAGGCUGAACUGGAGGCUGGCCUGGUGGUUUUCCUAACAUUGUAGCAGCUGAAUACAAAAACGGCUUUGUAAAGCAGUCAGUUGAGUGAUAAAUGGGGAAGUGUACACACACACACAUCACAGCUCCCAGUUCUGUAGAACUACUAAUAUUGUCUUGUAGCUUUUUAAAAAUUGGCUGAUAAGCUUUCAAUCUGUCUGUUUUUAAGAUGCUAUAGUGGAAACCAUCCCUGGUUUCACCUUCAUAGCUGAAUAAUAUGUUGGUUUAGUCUUGCUUCUUUUCCAGUCUUUUUAAAAGCAGUUAAGGAACCUCCAGAGGCUUGCCCACUUCUGAUUACAUGUACAUUCUUGUUUUUAUCAUUAGCAACUACAUGCUAAUGAUGACACCAGGCUCUAAGAGCAAUUCUCGGAGAAGAAAGGAAGUAUGAUAUAACCCAUAAUCCAGUUGGCAGUGGUUAAGACAAAUGGCCUUCACCUUCUUUCCCUGGCCUUUAAGGUCAAACACCAGAUGCUUCCCUAGUUUACAAAUCAGAAUCAUUUGUAGUCCAUUUACACGCCUUCAUCUUUAUGCUUUACUUUGAUAAACUGCACACAACCUCAUAGUUUAAGUACAGAACACAAAGUUAAAAUUAAUGUCACUAGCUUGAUUAGCCACAUAGCUUAUAGGGACCUUGACAACUUGUCUGUACUACGGAAUCUGAGCUUUGCACCAACCAUACUGCUAGGAUGCUUCUGAAUUAGACUAAACUGACCAAAACAAGAGCAUAACAAAACUAAAAUUAAAUAUCCAUGCCUGUAAAAUAUUUCUUAAAGCAAAUAAAGAUGAUUAGUUCCCUUUUAGAUAACAAUUAGGUAAAAUCAUAAUGAUGUCUCAUGAAAUCAUUUCUCAUGAAAUAUCAAAGAUAUCAAAAAUAGGGGAUAAUAUCACCCUAAUAUUAUAAUAAUAUGGAUAAUAUCACACCCAAUAUUAUAAUAUUUUUGGGGGGGGAAUGUGAUGAUAAGGCAUCUUAUUAACCAUACCUUAAAAAAUAAAAAACUUUUGGAAAGCAAACAGAAUUACUUGUUAUUGGAAGAAAAUCAAGCCUUAGGUUAAAGAUUUUAAAAAGUACCUCUAGGAGUAUUUAAAUCCCUUUCCCCAUAAACAAACUAUGCUUUUCUUGGUGACAGAAGAAUGAAAAUUAGCAACUUCUAGCUAAUCAGAAUAUAUAAUCAGAUUGUUAGUACACAAAAUAUGUAACUUUUAGUAUACAAAGUAUCAGGCAAGGUGGAGCAUACAAGUUACUAUUGCUCAUAACUACUUACAGGCUAGUAUCAGUUUUAAAACUACUAUACUAAGAAAAUUCUGAAUGCAAUUUUUUUUAUCCCUAUAGCUUUAUCCUGCAGUGUAUUCUGUAAGAAAUUUUAGUUACUGUUUUUGGCAGUCAACGUGUACAUAUUAAUGACAGGAGAACUUAUGAGUGAGCAAUUCUGUCUGUUUCGUUUUCACAAAUAAGAUAUUGCCAUGGCUAGAGUAUUUGAAAAACUAAUCGAGCCUGCGUCUAGCUAUAAGACAAGCAUUUGUUUAUACAUGAACACUAUUUCGGGGAUAUGUAAAGGCAAAGAAUUCCUACGACAAUUCUUCUCCUACUUAAAAGCUUCUGAUUGACAAUUACUGCUACUCUGGGGAGUCUUCUACCUACAGCCUGAAGAGCAUAAGCAUAGUCUUUAAAUAAGUUACCAACUAUCCUGAAGAUGUGAUACAGUAAAUGAAAAUGGAUGUAAAUAAAAUUCCGUUAUCUCA